Adelges cooleyi (spruce gall adelgid) is the source of this 716-nucleotide messenger RNA. RefSeq lists its product as uncharacterized. The transcript is spliced from 3 exons. Lineage: Eukaryota; Metazoa; Arthropoda; Insecta; Hemiptera; Adelgidae. The record is from RefSeq and is a predicted model, not a curated record. Gene Ontology annotation, molecular function: DNA polymerase binding. The coding region runs from base 75 to 716 and encodes 213 amino acids. Gene Ontology annotation, biological process: DNA repair.
UGCACGUUUUAUGCAAAAGUCAAUAUGCAAAAUUGAUCGAAAACAAUGGUGACUUGUUGAGAUUGAUAAGAGGUAUGCCACUAGGACAAACACAUAAAGUGUUACACGCGACAAAGAUUGUAUUCAAGUCGUCGACAAUUGUCAAGAACAAUAUAAUGAUUAUGUUGAGAAAAGAACUACAAUCGAAGGAUUUACUAGUGAGAUGUAGUGCCGUUAAUGGAUUAUUAGAAAUAUUACGGUCCGUUUUCAUGGAUGAUUUCAAUUCGACAAAUCACUUCAUCGAAGAUAAUUCGCCUGGUCUUUUUACUCAGGUGACUUUGUGUAAUUUAAAAAACAACUACUCAAAAGAUUUGCCACACGACAUUAAAGAAUUGUGCUUGGAAAUAAUAAACUUAUUGAAAAUUUGUCUACGUCAAAAUGCAAUAGUAAAAUCUUUGUUCUAUAGAGGUUUAUUCAAAUUGUCUGUGAACAACUCGAAUGUAGAAUGUGCUCUAAUUAGUAUAUUAUUAGACCACCUGCGGUCGUAUUUAAAUUAUUAUAAACAUGACGGAAAGAUUUCGCUCAAGUUCGACAAGGCCAUAAUAAUCAAUCGCGAUGGACCUACGAUUGUUGUUAGUAUGAUACAAGUUAUACGGACAGUGGCAGUCGUAUGUGUGUGUGCACACAUCAUCAUACACGACUACGUCUACACCGCUGACUGUGAUAUUUUUCGAUAA